GAGGCAUGUGACAAAUAACAUUUGAUUUGAUUUUGUGUGUGUGUGUGUGUACGUGCAAGCCAGUGGCCCAGUUCUGCCCAGCCGACCCAGGAGGCGCCUGUAGGGGUAAAAGAAUGUGACAGAGAGCAGGGAGGGCUCCGCAAGGCUGGUCUGAAUCGGAGUAGCAGAUCCCAGACAGAGCCUAACCUCCAGACUGACGAUGGUUAUGAGAGGGGCUGUCGAGUCGGGCUUCCCCCUGCUCGGAGUGGCCAUACUAGGCUGUUUCUGCUGCAUGCGAGGGGGUCAGACCCAGGAUGACUCGGGCUCUGGGGGGAUCCCAGGCACCAUGCCUCCCCACCUCAUCUUCAUCUUGGCGGAUGACCAGGGCUAUGGGGACGUGGGCUACCAUGGCUCGGACAUUCACACUCCGGUCCUGGACCAGCUGGCUGGGGAAGGGGUGAAGCUGGAGAACUACUAUGUCCAGCCGAUCUGCUCACCCUCACGCAGCCAGCUCAUGACGGGACGGUACCAGAUUCACACGGGCCUCCAGCAUUCCAUCAUCCGGGCACGCCAGCCCCUGUGCCUGCCCCCGGACGCGCCCACCCUGGCUGAGCGGCUGCAGGAAGCAGGCUACAGCACCCACAUGGUAGGGAAGUGGCACCUGGGCUUCUGCCGGCCGGGCUGUCUGCCUACGGGUCGCGGCUUCCAGAGCUUCCUGGGCUCCCUGACUGGCAGCGGUGACCACUUCUCCUACCAGAGCUGUGACCAGGCUGAGGCCUGCGGCUUCGACCUGCACGACGGGGAGAGACCAGCCUGGGAGAUGAGCGGUAACUACUCCACAACGCUCUACAUAGAGAGGGUUAAGAAGAUCCUGAGGGCCCAUGAUCCCCGGAAGCCCCUCUUCCUGUACCUGGCCCUCCAGGCCGUCCACACACCCCUCCAGGCACCAAACCACUUUCUGCGACGCUACAGUGCCCUGGACAACCGCCCGCGACGACACUAUGCAGCCAUGGUGAGCUGUGUUGACGAGGGUGUGGGGGUGCUUGUGCAGGAGCUGAGGACCAGGGGUCUCUACCAGAACUCUGUCCUGGUCUACUCCUCAGACAACGGGGGCCAGCCCCUCUCUGGGGGCUGCAACUGGCCCCUGCGUGGGGGGAAGGGCACGUACUGGGAGGGGGGAGUACGGGCAGUGGGUUUCGUCCACAGCCCACUCCUGAAGAGGAAAGGGAAGGUGAGCAAGGCGCUGAUCCAUGUUUCUGAUUGGUACCCAACCCUGCUGUCUCUGGCGGGGGCACCGGAGAAGGACCGAGGCCAGCUGGACGGCCACAAUGUGUGGGGGGCCAUCAGCCAGGGGCUGCCUUGCCCCCGCACUGAGAUCCUGUUCAACAUCGACCCGGUAUCCCGACGGCCCAGUGAGGCAGACUCCAGGACCCUGGCCCUUAACGGCUUCGGCAUCUGGGACACGGCAGUGCGGGCGGCCAUCCGGGCCGGGGACUGGAAGUUGCUGACGGGAAAUGUGGGUGAUGGGGACUGGGUGCCCCCUCAGACCCUGCCCGGGGGGCCCCAGCAGUGGCAGGGCAUGGAGAAACGUCGAGACCAGAGGGGGAAGUCUGUGUGGCUCUUCAACAUCACCGCUGACCCUUAUGAGAGGUCAGACCUAGCCGAUGCAAGGCCUGAGGUGGUCAAAAUACUGCUGGCCAGGCUGGCCGAGUACAACCAGACGGCCGUGCCGCCCCGAAACCCACCAGAUGACCACAUGGCGGACCCCCAGCUCCAUGGGGGGGUGUGGACACCAUGGCUGGGUGAGCCGGGCAGCGAGGAGCCAGGGGGCAGCGGGGAGGGAGGGAAAGGGAAGAGUAGUAAGAUGAGGCACUGUAAGGUGUGCAAACUGAAAGCCCUCUUUAAGAAGGUGGGCUCCCGGAUGCAGAGAUCCUCUCUGUUCUUUUAGUCCACAGAGGGAGGUAAGGAGCACAUGGACGGACAAGCAGGACUGACAGGCCUACAUGAGACUGGAUCUUAGUCACUGGCUGUCCCCUGGCAACCAAGGAGGGUGACUUUGUGCAACUGUGAGAUUGAUGUUGAGAGUGAUGUUUUGAUGUCUCAUCCACCCAUGAACAGAAGGACAUGAUCAGAAUUACACUCGGACACCCAGAGGGAUAUUUCUUUCAUUUGUUGUUUUGUUAUUUGUAAGUGGUGAUAGAAUGGACCGUCCAGGCUACACACUGCCUAUCAAGUACUUCUAUGUUCCCAAACCAACUCUAAACAACACCUCACUGUGUCAAAAUCCUAAAGUAGGGACUGGCCAGCAUAAGCUCAGCCAGAGAUGCUGUGGCUGUUGUUCUCUUCAGUGCUGUUACAGUACAGUACACCUAGAACGUAAGCCAUGUUCCAGGCAUAUGUGGCUAAUACUGUAAGUAAGUGUGAUAUGCCAGCUGGCAAAUCCCAGACUGUCAAAUAAUGCAGAUAUAACUGGAUCAGACUGGAUCAGGGUGACACUUCGGUUUGGACGUGCCACAAUACAGAAGCCAGAUCAGAUCAGAUGUGAAGCUUGCAUCUCUUGACUGUAAGCCAUUUGUGUAGGAACUAAUGUCUGUGAUUAUGCAUGUACUGUAUAUAAUGUAGGCUAUGUUCAGCAAUCCUGCAGCAAUCCCACGCACAGGACUGAGAAACACUCUUCACUUCUAAUUUCCAUCAGUCUGACCGAGUGUGCAUCAAGCUGCCUACUAUCUCCCUGCCUCUUCCUCUCCAGCCAAGUCUCACCCUUCUCUCUUGUCCUCUCUCCCUCUCUUUCUCUCUUUCUCUCAUUUCAUCUCAUUUUCUCUUGCUCUUUGCCUCUCCCACAGCAGUAGGAAACUUGUCUUCAUCCUCCUCCUCUCUCUUCGUCAUCUUCUUCUCGUCUUCUUCCUCCUCAAUCUUUCUCAUUUCAUUCAGAGAUCAGGUCAGUUCAUAAGAGAUAGGGAGGAUGAAUAUGUUUGUGAGAAAUUAGAACUGCUGUGCAGAGUUACAUAAACAGUAAGGAGGAGGAGGUGAGAAGGAGGAGGAGGAAGUCUCCCUAGGGGGCAGCAAGGCCAUUUGAAGCACUCCCUGUUUUAUCUGUAAUCUCCUCAUUUGUAAAGAUGAACAUGUCAUAACAUACCAGUAAGUGUCUAUGUAUAAUUUGAUGCUAAGCAAAAAAUGUGUUCUGCCGUUUGUUGCUUUCCAUUUAUAAAUACAC
Molecule: messenger RNA, 3193 nt
Organism: Coregonus clupeaformis (lake whitefish)
Lineage: Eukaryota; Metazoa; Chordata; Actinopteri; Salmoniformes; Salmonidae
Product: arylsulfatase I
Exons: 4
Coding region: 200-1927 (575 amino acids)
Source: RefSeq, a predicted model, not a curated record